Molecule: messenger RNA, 3695 nt
Organism: Equus quagga
Lineage: Eukaryota; Metazoa; Chordata; Mammalia; Perissodactyla; Equidae
Gene: ACAT1
Product: acetyl-CoA acetyltransferase 1
Exons: 12
Coding region: 99-1382 (427 amino acids)
Biological process (GO): fatty acid beta-oxidation
Molecular function (GO): acetyl-CoA C-acetyltransferase activity
Source: RefSeq, a predicted model, not a curated record
CCGCUGGGCUAGCUGGGCGCUCCGAGCCGGGACUCGCUGCGCGCCCCCCCCCCGCGGCCGCCUCCGCCCUUGAAGUCCCCGGUCGGCGCCUGGCGACCAUGGCCCUGCUGGCGGCCCUUCUGCGCGGCGGCGCCCGCGGCCGCAGCCCCCUGCUUCGGAGGCUGGCUCAGGACAUAAGAUAUGUGGAGCGAGGUUAUGUAUCAAAACCCACUUUGAAUGAAGUGGUCAUAGUAGGUGCUAUAAGAACACCUAUUGGAUCCUUUCUAGGCAGCCUUUCCUCCCUGCCAGCUACUAAACUGGGUUCCAUUGCCAUUCAGGGAGCCAUCGAAAAGGCAGGGAUUCCAAAAGAAGAAGUGAAAGAAGCCUACAUGGGUAACGUUCUCCAAGGAGGCGAAGGACAGGCCCCUACAAAGCAAGCGGUAUUGGGUGCAGGCUUGCCUGUUUCUACUCCAUGCACCACUAUAAACAAAGUUUGUGCCUCAGGAAUGAAAGCCAUCAUGAUGGCCUCUCAGAAUCUUAUGUGUGGACAUCAGGAUGUAAUGGUGGCAGGUGGGAUGGAGAGCAUGUCCAACGUUCCCUACAUAAUGAACAGAGGAGCAACACCAUAUGGUGGGGUAAAGCUCGAAGAUUUAAUUGUAAAAGAUGGGCUAACUGAUGUCUACAAUAAAAUUCACAUGGGCAACUGUGCCGAGAAUACUGCCAAGAAACUGAAUAUUGCACGAGAUGAACAGGAUACUUUUGCUAUUAACUCCUACACCAGAAGUAAAGCAGCGUGGGAAGCCGGAAAAUUUGCAAAUGAAGUUAUUCCUGUCACAGUUGCAGUAAAAGGUAAACCAGAUGUAGUGGUGAAAGAAGAUGAAGAAUAUAAACGUGUUGAUUUUAGCAAAGUUCCAAAGUUGAAGGCAGUAUUCCAGAAAGAAAAUGGCACAGUAACAGCUGCCAACGCCAGCACACUGAAUGACGGAGCGGCUGCUGUGGUUCUGAUGACCGCAGAUGCGGCCAGGAGGCUCAACGUUAAACCACUGGCAAGAAUAGCAGCAUUUGCUGAUGCUGCUGUAGAACCUAUUGAUUUUCCAAUUGCACCUGCAUAUGCUGUACCUAAGGUUCUCAAAGAUGCAGGAUUGAAAAAAGAAGAUAUUACAAUGUGGGAAGUAAAUGAAGCCUUUAGUGUGGUCGUACUAGCAAACAUUAAAAUGCUAGAGCUUGAUCCCCAAAAAGUGAAUAUCAAUGGAGGAGCCGUUUCUCUGGGACAUCCAAUUGGGAUGUCUGGAGCCAGGCUUGUCGUUCAUCUGACUCAUGCCUUGAAGCAAGGAGAAUACGGUCUUGCCAGUAUUUGCAAUGGAGGAGGAGGUGCUUCUGCCAUCCUGAUCCAGAAGCUGUAGACAACCUCUGUUGUCUUAAGGCAACAACCCUAUGUGGCCAGAAAGACCUGUUGUAAUGGGUGUGACUGACUACCCUGGCUCAGCUUGGACUCAAAAUCUGUUUCAUUUUUUUUAUUAUUUUCUAUUUUAACUUUUUUUUAAUAUGAUAAAAAGAUCAAAUCCCAACACCUUUUGAAAGUAAAUGUAAAUUUUUCUUCUGCUUCAAAUUUUUUAUAAUCUCUAGAAGUUCAACACGUUUUCAUGUUAUAAAGCUAUACUAUGAAAUACCAGUGUGCAAUAUUAGUGACAUAAGUAGCUAGAAGUUUCCAUUUUAGAGAACAAAUCAUAAUCUAUAUUUGUGAGGACUGUUUGUUUGUUAAAGAUCAAGUGAAUGUCACCUAUAGCUAACUCAGAUUUAGUAGACUCUUCAAAGCGAGAGCAAGCUAUUUUGGGCAAACUAGCAGUGCCUCAUACCGUUAGUCAAGUAGCCACAAUGUGUGAAGUGUUGCUAGAAACAGGAGAAACUCAUGUGCUCAGGUCCAGAGUGGGUGCACUUUCUCAUAACCUCAGCAUUCAGGAUUUGGUUGGGGUGGGGUCAAGGUUCCUACAGCAGCAGAGAGUGAGAAAGAAGGUGGAAACUGCUCAACUGAAUGGAUUUAUAAAGGGAAGAGAUGGUCACUUUCAAUAUGCCACAAUGCUUGUUCUUAGCAGGAUAAAAUGCAGCACAAGUACCUCGAACUGCAUUUCAUCUGGGGAAAAAACCACUGCAGGCAGGGGGACUUAUGCGCACCAACCUCAGCUGCAGCUCCGAGAAGGGAAAGCUGCUACUCGAGUUGAGCUUGACAGUAGUGGGGGAGAGGGGGCAGAAAAGAUCAUUGUAUACACGGAUCUCUUGGCAAAUAAUUCAUUGUGAAUCCUUAUCUUUGAAGGAACAAAAAGGCAGUUUGUGGCAAAAAAGAAAUAUUGUUUAAAAGAAUACUUUCAGAAAUACCUGUGUGGUAAUCACAGCUAACUUUUGUGGCUCACUGUGUGCUUUCUGUCCUAGAGGCUUUAUUUAUAUUAACUCCUUUAAUCCUCACAAAAACCCAAGAGGGUAGGUAGGUACUAUUAUUAUCCCUGCUCUACAGAUAGGGAAAUUGAGGCAUGGAGUGGCUAAAUAAAUUCCAAGGUCAAAUGCCUGGUGAGUAGCUGCAAUGGGUUCUAAUCCCAGCAGUCUCACCUUAGAGCCCAAGUUCUUAACUCGCUAUGCUCGGCUUCUCGGGACUCUCAGUAAGCAUCUGUCCUAACUAUAACAGGAGCUCAGCAAAAUACACGAAAAAAAAGAAACCCAAAAUAUAUUAGAAUACUUUGUUGAAGAGAAGCAGAAUUAACACUGCACCCAAAAGUCAGUGGUCUGAAAAACAUCUGAAAAGCUCUGACAAUUCUGGGAAAUAAUGAAGAGAGGAAAACAAAAAAGGAUACAGAACCAACAAGUAAAUGGUAUUUCUUAAAAAGAAAUAAAUUCAAAUAGUUCUCUGAAGCAAUAAUUACAAUAUAAUAGAAAAACUCAGGUUUUUAAAUACUAAGUGGGCAGAUUUUGAACCUUAUUUCAUUAGCAAAAUUAACAGAAUCAUACUAAGAUAUUCUGGAGAAAACAGUAAAGAAGAAAAUUCUUCAAACAUCUAGAGAGAAAAAUGGGUAGUUUAAGUCCUCACUUCUAAUCAGAAGUGACCACCAUCUACAUAUUUGUAAUGGAAUAAAGUGAUAGAUAACUAGAAGGAGUGUCUAGGCAUGCAAGAGCUUAGAAAGUACGGCACUCUGAUGUUUCCCCCCAAAAUGACAAAGGUUUAUACCAGCACAUGGAAAGAAGAAUCAAAAUCAGGAAUUCAGGAACAUGAAAGUUUAAAAUUUUUUAAAUGAUUAAGAACUGGCUGGGGAGCAAGGGAAGGUACUGGUAAAAUAGGGGUAAAAAUAUAUAUAUGCUAAAUAAAGGCAAAUGCCAGUAGAAUGUAAAAAUGAGUUCUACAUCUUAAAUUAUUAUAGAACAUAAAAGCUGAAAACCCAAUUAUAGAAGUAAGAAGACAGGGUUGGCAUAUAUCAUAAAAUGAUUAGAAGUCAAGGCAGAAAGUGUUAAAAAAAUAGGACAAGAACUAUCCUGUACAGGCAUACCUUGGAGAUACUGCAGGUUUGAUUCCAGACCACUGCAGUAAAGUAAGUCACACAAAUUUUUGGGUUUCCCAGUGAAUUUAAAAGUUAUCUUUAUACUGUAGUCUAGUAAGUGUGCAAUAGCAUUAUGUCUAAAAACGCAAUGUAUAUAUCUUAAUUAAAAAAUACUUUAUUGCCAGAAAAUGCUAA